Messenger RNA from Fusarium venenatum, 1293 nucleotides. RefSeq lists its product as uncharacterized. NCBI's taxonomy places the organism in Eukaryota, Fungi, Ascomycota, Sordariomycetes, Hypocreales, Nectriaceae. The record is from RefSeq and is a predicted model, not a curated record.
AUGAGUGCUGCAAUUGCCAUGGCUCCCUCUCCCGCUCCGCACGAAAGAUUCUCCAAUCCUGAAUUGCCCGCUCCCUCCACGUCGGCCGCCGCUGGCACUUCCCCAUCAGCACAACGCUCAUCCCUCAAUCUUUCAACUUCGCAUGCGACAGCUCAGUCCUCUACCAGCAGCAGCCCUAAAGCUGCUGGUCAAGGUAACAAGUCGUCACCAUCUAGCGCCUCCCGAUCCGCUGGCGCACCCCCUAGAAUUAUCGUAAAGAAGGAGCCUGCUUCUCCCAGUAUGACCAACACGCGACCUCGACCGCGCAAACUCGAUUUGUCCAAGAACACACCCAAAUCCAACCAGCCGACCUCGGCACGACCUAUGACUGCCCGUGACGGCCUGGCAAUUCAAGAAGUUGGUAUUGCUUGUCUGUCUCCUGGCUUCGUCACCCAAGAUCCUGUUAUGAAGGAGCAGCUGCAGCGAAGUAUGUCAGUGAGAGAACAACAGCGACACAUCAUUGAGGCCAGACUUCAUCAGCAAUCUGCUAAAGGAGACGGACCCGACAAGGACAACGCAUUCGCCGCUAAAACUCCCGGCAUGUCUCGACGAAACAAGGCCCCUCCUGGUCUCUCUAUCGUUGCUCCCUCUCAUGAGCAGUUUGCCAAUGAGAGAGUUAUCCAGUCUGCGCCUCUUGGUCACAGCUUUACCGGGCGACAACACCCUGCUCCUAUGACCCGACAUAUCACCAACCAGCCAUCCAACCUUUCAAACACUUCGCAUAUCCACCACAUUCCCGCUAACCCAACCUCCAACCGAUUGCCACCUAUCAGCGAUGUCUUUGGUCAGGGGCUUUCUGCGCAUCCCGAUAAUGCUCCUCCGUCUCAGUCUCUUUACCCCAGUGGCCACAACUCUCGCGGGCCUUUGACAUCUCCUAGUCACCCUCCACCUCCUCCCCAGGCUCCAACGCCUGGCCGUGGCCGUGAGUAUCGAUCUGCUGAGGAGGCCCAACAAGACCUCGCUGGCGGGCGAACAGAGCUUCUCCCCAAGCUUGUCCACUAUGGCGGACAUCAGCCACCAACCCCUCCUUCUCCAGCUCCUGGCAGUCGACCCGUUGAUGCGUCGCGAAGCACAAGCAGGCGAAGGACCCGAGCCGAAUAUGAAGACGGGAGCCCACCACUGGGACAUGGACCUGCGCCUACACGUGUCCGUGGGCCCUUUGGUGCCGGACGAGAUAGUCCCGAUACUCAGCGAGCCAAAAAGGAAGAGUUCAUCCGUCUAUGUGAACGGGCCUGGGAUCUAUUUCACUCAUAG